AUGACGGACAGGGCGUCCCAGCAUUUGCCCGGGUCUCAAAACAGCAGCAACGAAUCCAGCACCAACCCGAGUCGAGCUCACAGCGUACGAGGCGGGAAGAGUGGAACACGGCCGGCGCACAAAGUCAAGUUUUCUGUAACAGGGGAUGAUGAAGAGGACGAUGGGUUUGUCGAGGUACACUCACCCGAGGCGAUCGAGACGAGAAGGACAAUCCCCGAGAUCAGGGUUCCUUCAUCUGAGGACGUGGCAGACAAUCUCCUCGCACCCGCUGACUGGACUGGCCGGACGAGUGCUGCGGCCGCUCAUGCCCAAGACCGUGCCAGUCGAUUGGCAAACCGGCUCAGCAACCCUACUCCGGGCAACAAGACACAGGGACUCAGUGCCGGGCCCCGGCCAAGCUCGACCGGGUCCGCGUCUCUUGUGCCACCGCCGCACCAACAGCAGGCAUAUGCAUCACCAAACUCGUCCCCGCCGACCAAGCCACUACGAGACUGGCUAGUCAAUGUCGAAGACAUCCCGCUCGAGCCGUUAGAUAAGGAGAGACGGCAUUAUCAGCUGCACGAUGAGACCACCGACGAUGACAGCGACGAGGAGAAGGGAAAGCCACUGCAACGGGACAACGAAAACUUGGAAGAAGCCAGACGGCUUAUCAGGACCUUGACCAGCGCCCACAACCACUCUAGAUGGCAGGAUCAGCCAAGGCAAGUUCAUGUCCCCCGUACAGAGACUCCCGCCGCCGACAAGCAUGUGCACGACCUGGAUUAUGUGCCGCCCCCGGACGAGUACCGACCGGGCGUAUUCGGCGCGAUCCUAUCAUCGAAACUCGCCAACCUCCAACGCGACAACACCACCCAACCGCGAUACCACGACGACCUUGCGCAGAACCCGUAUCGGCCCAGGGAUGGCGGUCAGCCGCAGCAGCAAUUCCACCACCACAAUCAACACCUGUACGGUCACUCUCGCAACACUUCGGAAGCGCACGACUCGUCGGCCGGGUCCUCGGGCAGGGCGACGCCAUCCAAGAGACCCAAGUGGUACGACAAAUCGCCGGGGAACCAGUCGACAGGGUCAAUUUCGGCGCUACUAUCCCAAGCAUCGAGCACGGCCGAGGCGUUUGCCGCGCCGGGGAGCAGUAAAUACACGCCUCGCCCGCCGCUGCGGCGGCCCAAGUCGUCGAACAGCAUGAUCGCGACGGCCGUGGACAUGAUCAAGCAUCCUGCUAAUCACUUCCACCAAAAAGCCGAACACCUCAAAGCCGAGCACCUCAGAGCCGAAGAGGAGAGGGUGAUACAGGACGUGGCCGAGAUCAUUGCGUGCCGCAAGUACCUGAAGAAACUGGCGCGGGCGCUGAUGGCGGUCGGGGCGCCGACGCACCGACUGGAAGAGUACAUGAAGACAUCGGCGCGGGCGGUCAGCAUCGACGGAGACUUCCUGUAUCUGCCCGGGUCGAUGAUCGUCUCGAUCAACGACAAGCUGACCAUGAGCACCGAGGUGACGCUGGUGCGCGAGUCGCAGAACGUCGACCUGGGCAAAUUCAAGGACGUGCACGCGGUGUACAAGUGCGUGAUCCACGGCAAGCUGACUGCCGAAGAGGGCACCGACGAGCUCGACAACAUCCUGAAGAGCCCGCCGCGCAACAAACUGCACUGGGUCAUUCUGGCCUACGGCGUCGCCGCCAUCGCGGUCGGCCCCUUCGCCUUCUCCGCUCGACCCAUCGACUUCGCCCCCUGCUUCGUGCUCGGCUGCCUCUUGGGCUUCUUGCAGCAGGUCGUGGUCCCUCGCUCCACCCAGUUCGCCCAUGUCUUUGAGGUUUUGUCGACCGUGCUCAUCUCCCUGGCGGCCCGUGGCCUCGGUUCCAUCUACCACAACGGCAGUCCCAUCUUCUGCUUCUCCGCCAUGGCCCAGAGCAGCAUCGCGCUGAUUCUGCCGGGAUACACGGUGCUGUGUGCCGCGCUGGAGCUCCAGAGCAAGAACCUGGUCUCUGGCUCCGUGAGGAUGGUCUACGCCAUUAUAUAUUCACUGUUUCUGGGCUUUGGGAUCCUAGUCGGCUCCGUCAUCAUGGGUCUCAUCUACCCCGGCGCCCAGAGCGACGUGACAUGCGAGAUGCCCUGGUGGUGGAACUCGAACAAUCUGGACUACAAGCUCGUCUACGUCAAGUUCAUCUGGGUGCCCAUCUUCGCCAUGUGUCUGGCCUUCAUCAACCAAGCCAAGUGGCACCAAAUGCCCAUCAUGACACUCAUCGCCUUCUGCGGACACCAAGCCACCUUCUGGAUCUCGACCCGCCUCGCCAACAACACGCAGGUGGCCAACGCCAUCGGCGCCUUCGUCAUCGGCUGCAUGGCCAACCUGUACAGUCGCUUCUUCCACGGCCUGGCUGCCGCGGCCAUGCUGCCCUCCAUCUUCGUCCAGGUGCCGAGCGGCCUGGCAGCCAGCGGGAGUCUCGUGGCCGGCGUCACCACGGCCAACGAAAUCACCGGCAAUUCCACCGUCGACGGCGUCAUCAGCAACGGCACCGCUGGCUUUUUGGCCGCCCAGGACGACGGCAGUGGCUCCGUCUAUUCCGACACCAUUUUCAACGUCGGCUUCGGCAUGGUGCAGUUGUCCAUUGGCAUUAGCGUCGGCUUGUAUUUGAGCUCCUUGGUCGUAUAUCCCAUUGGGAAACGGCGGAGUGGGAUUUUCAGCUUCUAG
Capronia epimyces CBS 606.96 is the source of this 2688-nucleotide messenger RNA. RefSeq lists its product as uncharacterized. The transcript has 4 exons. Bases 1 to 2688 code for a protein of 895 amino acids. Gene Ontology annotation, molecular function: transmembrane transporter activity. The record is from RefSeq and is a predicted model, not a curated record. Gene Ontology annotation, biological process: transmembrane transport. Lineage: Eukaryota; Fungi; Ascomycota; Eurotiomycetes; Chaetothyriales; Herpotrichiellaceae.